CAAAAAGUUUUCCUCUGUAUUGUUUAAAAAUAAAUAAAAAGAAAAAUAUAUAAAAUAAAUACAAAAUGGACUUGUACGAUGACAUAGACGCAAAGCCGCGUGCCAGUCAAAUGGACGGAUGGUCGUCGGGCAUCAAAAUGUUGCAAACGCAGUUGGCAGUGAAGAAAGCCCAACUGCCCAAGCCCAAGGCGAGAGAUCCAAUUAAAAAACCGCUCAUGACACCUGUGGUGAAUCUGCGCGCCAAGCGAACCUCAGAUGCCGACAGUUUUGUGCCCGCGACUGUGGCCGUCAAGCCAACAAUAACUAGCAGCACAGUGGCGCCUGCUCCGCCAGUUCUGGAUAGCAUCAAGACGGACGAUUGGGAUUUUGUGGACGAAUACGAUCCGCAGUGGCCGAAUGAAUAUGAGAAGCUGAAAGAUAAAUCGAAAUCCAAUGAUAAGUCACGUAACAGUGGCGGAAGCGCCAGUCGCGGUGAGGAUCGCGAUCGAGACAGAGAUCGAGAUCGGGAUCGCAAGCGCAGUCGUGGUGGCGGACGCCGAGACACGCACAAUCAUGACAACUCCCCGCCAAGCAUGAAAUUUAGUGGAUUUAGCCAGCGGCAAAGUGACGAGGACCGUUACAGUCCGCCAGCGCCGGGCUCAGUGUCCAAACAGGGUGGUGGUGCAGCCAUUGCGCCACCACCAUCUCUGUCCAUCGAUAGUGGCGAUGGCUCCUCGAGUGUAACCAUACCAUAUAGCGCCAGCUCUGUGGCGGCCAAGAUAAUGGCCAAAUACGGCUUUAAGGAUGGCCAAGGCUUGGGCAAAUCAGAGCAGGGCAUGUCUGUAGCUCUGCAAGUGGAGAAAACAUCUAAGCGCGGCGGUCGUAUCAUACACGAAAAGGAUGUAUUCCUACCGCCACCGCCGUCAGCCUCACCACCUCUGCCCCAACUGCCUGCUGUGAGCGCAUCGCCAUCAGUUUCGAGUCCAAGUCCUGCUGCUGCACCAGCUGGCUCGAUGCCACCACCAGCAUUGCCAGGCGUUGUUCCGUCAGCACCUGCUCCGGCAGCCGCCAGUGAGCCAGAGCCUAGCAUAACCGAAAUCAUGAAGGCGCCUAGUAAAGUGGUGCUCCUUCGCAACAUGGUAGGACCGGGCGACGUGGACGAGGAGCUCGAACCCGAGGUCAAGGAUGAAUGCAACACAAAGUAUGGGGAAGUGAACAGUGUUAUCAUACAUGAAGCCUUUGGUACGGUGCCGGAGGAUGCGGUCAAAAUAUUUGUGGAGUUCAAACGUAUUGAGAGCGCCAUCAAAGCUGUUGUGGAUUUGAAUGGACGAUUUUUUGGCGGACGUCAAGUGCGUGCUGGAUUUUACAACUUUGAUAAGUUUAAGAGUUUUCAAUUGAAUUAAGUCAAUAAAAAUAAUUUGAUAU
Molecule: messenger RNA, 1404 nt
Organism: Drosophila arizonae
Lineage: Eukaryota; Metazoa; Arthropoda; Insecta; Diptera; Drosophilidae
Gene: Spf45
Product: splicing factor 45
Biological process (GO): mRNA cis splicing, via spliceosome; alternative mRNA splicing, via spliceosome
Cellular component (GO): precatalytic spliceosome
Molecular function (GO): RNA binding
Source: RefSeq, a predicted model, not a curated record